CGCUGUACUACUGUCAAGUCCACAGCCAUGGACGGAUCAAACGAAAUAUUAACGCCAGAUAAUUUCUUUCGGGGCCCUGAAAUGUCAGGUGCAUAUAUCAAACUUCGACCUGACUAUCCGCCUGAGCUAGCGCAGUAUAUUAUUGAUUUCUUGAGCAAAACACCUGGUCCUCGCAACUUUCUCGUUGAUGUCGGAUGUGGUUCAGGACAAAGUACUUUGAUGAUGUUAUCAUAUUUUGAACGUUUACUUGGCGUAGACCUCAGUCCCGACCAGAUUAAAUGUGCUAAGCAAAGUGAAUUUCCUGAUAAUGUAGAUUUCACGGUUGGUAGUUGUGGAAACAUUCCCGUGGAAUCCGGUACAGUCGACCUCAUUACAGCAGGAACGGCAAUCCACUGGUUUGACCUAGAUGAAUUCUUUCCAGAAGUUGAAAGAGUUCUUCGUCCUGGUGGUUGCUUAGCAAUUUAUAGUUACCUGGAAACUGAUAUCGAAUGUGAUGAUGCAGAGAAAACUCAGGAAUUGAAGAGGAUUCUACGAAAGGUGGAGGAUGACAUUCUAGAGAACAAUAGACCAGACCAGUGGGGUGUUUCUUGGGAAGUUCUCAAGAGCCGAUUCAAGGAUCUGCGUUUACCCUUUGAAGAGAGUCAGAGAGGGACUAUGUUUUCCAUCAAGAAGUCCACCUCUGUUGCGAAAUUUGUGCAACUGGUGAAAACAUAUUCUGAAAGCAAGGAAUUCAUGAGAAGAAAUUCCGAGUUUGCCAAACAAACAUUUGACCAAUUACAGAAAGACCUGAUGUCGGUUGUAGGAAACGGUAAACCGCCGGAAGACGCGUGUAUCACGUACAUUUUGCCCGUGUUUACGGCACUUGCCAGGAAACCUCUCGCAUAA
Messenger RNA from Saccoglossus kowalevskii, 885 nucleotides. RefSeq names its product putative methyltransferase DDB_G0268948. NCBI's taxonomy places the organism in Eukaryota, Metazoa, Hemichordata, Enteropneusta, Harrimaniidae. The record is from RefSeq and is a predicted model, not a curated record. Gene Ontology annotation, molecular function: S-adenosylmethionine-dependent methyltransferase activity.